ACUUAAAAGAUCAACUGGCUACAUCAUUUUCGGACUUUAAUCUCCUCUUUGGUCACUUCUUUCAUCAAGCAGUUGCAUUUGCUCUUUCAGUACUCUUGUGUUAACCAAACAAAUUUCCAUUUCCAACUUCCAACUAUGGCUUGGGCUCUUGUUUCUACUAUCAAGGACCAGCUUAGUUCUUUCAUUGCUUCAGAGUUCUCGUCGAUUGCAAAUGUCAAGGGAGAAGUGCAAAAGCUUGAAAGCAAAUUCCACACCAUCCAAGCAAUGCUCAAAGAUGCAGAGAAACGACAAGUGAAGGAGGAAGCUGUGAAGCUUUGGUUAGAUAAACUCAAAGACGUAUCCUACCAGGUGGACGAUGUGUUGGAUGAGUGGAACACUGCCAUGAUCAAAGAAAAGAUUGAGAAACAACAAAAAGAUGAAGAAGAAAAGGCUGAAACUAGUGCUGCUAAGAAGAGGAAGGUAUGGCUUCCCAUCUCAAUUCCUAAUCUUUUUCAGCAUCGUGUUAUUGCUCGUAAGAUAAAAGAACUUAAUGAAAAAUUAGAUGAGAUUAACAAAGAGAGGGAGAUGUUCGGGUUUGAAUUGAGUAGGGCCAUUGAAGAAGUAGUUGAGAGACCAAAAACUACUUCCUUUGUUGAUGUGUCUAAAAUUCUUGGUCGUGAUGAGGUUAGGAAGGAUCUAGUGAGCAUCCUACUGGGUGAGGGUAAUCAAAAAGAAGAAAGAAGCCCUUAUGUCAUUUCUUUAGUGGGCAUGGGUGGUAUUGGAAAAACUACUCUUGCUCAACUAGCCUAUAACGAAGUGAAGACCCAUUUUGAUAUGAAAGUGUGGGUUUGUGUUUCUAACUCUUUCAAUAAGUACAAGAUUGCCAUGGAAAUCCUUGAAUCUAUUCAAUAUAAAUCCCCCAAUAUGACUGCAUCGCAAAGUUCAUUGGAAUCUGAAAUCCUGGAAUUUCUUGAAUCUCAAUCCCCUAACAUGACUGCAUUGCAAACUCUAUUGGAAACAAUUUGUAGAAAAGUUGAGGGAAAGAAGUUUUUUCUUGUCUUAGAUGAUGUGUGGAAUGAAGACUCCACAAUGUGGGAGCCAUUCAAACUUGCACUCAAUUGUGUUGCUAAUGGCAGUAGAAUUCUAGUCACUACACGUAAAACUAGAGUUGCAGAGAUAAUGGAAAGUGUGAGCAUUAUUAAUUUGAAGGAAUUGUCAAAAGAAGAUUGUUGGUUGGUGUUUAGUAAAAUAGCAUUUUUUGAUAGGGAUUCUAAUCAACGUGAGCAACUAGAAGGUCUUGGUAGGCAAAUAGUAGAAAAAUGCAAAGGCUUGCCACUUGCUGCGAAGACUCUAGGGAGUCUCAUGCGCUUCAAGAGAAGUAUACAAGAAUGGAAGAGUGUUCUGGAUAGCAAUUUGUGGGAAUUGGAAGAUGCGGAAAUAAAAAAUAUUUUUGCACCAUUGUUAUUUAGUUAUUAUGAUUUAUCGUCACCAUUGAGACGAUGCUUCUCAUUUUGUGCUGUUUUUCCGAAAGGUUAUGUCUUUUCUAUCAAUGAGUUGAUAUUUAUGUGGAUAGCACAAGGAUAUAUCAAGUCAAAUGCAAAUAUGGAGAUAGAAAUCAUGGCGAGAGACUACUUUGAAAACUUAGCCAUACGCUCUUUAUUCCAAGAUUUUGAGAAAGAUAAGGAUGAUGGCAAGAUAAUAAGGUGUAAAAUGCAUGACAUAGUGCAUGACGUUGCACAAUUAAUGUCAAAAAAUGAAUGCUUCACAAUCAAUAGUGACAUAAAUUUGGGAUCAGAUUAUAAAAAUGCUCGCCAUUUGCAAUUAAAAAUUCUCAAAGAAGCCCAAAUUCCUGAGUCAAUUUAUAGUGCAAGCAAUCUACGCACCCUCAUUCUUGUAUUUCAAGGUGAUUAUAACUUAUCUACCCUAUUCCAACAUUUUGGAUGUUUACGGACAUUAACUUUGAAUUUUGAAUAUGGUGAUAUGUUGAAGGAACUUCCAGAUGUAGUGGAAAAUUUCAUACAUUUAAGGUAUCUCUAUUUACAUAAAUAUGAUGACAAUUUGCCUGAAACCAUUUGUAAUCUAUGUAAUUUACAAUAUUUGAAGGUUACAAUUGGUCGUAGGUUCAAGAAAUUACCACAGGGGAUGAGUAAACUAAUUAACUUAAGACAUCUUAUUUUGGAUGAAAAUGGUUAUAUUUUUGAACCGAUAGAUUUUCCAAGAGGGAUUGGUAAAUUGACUUCUCUUAGAACAUUAAGCCAUUUCAACAUAAGUGCUAAGAAUAAUAGUACAGGAUGUAAACUCGGAGAAUUAAAAAAUUUGAACUAUCUUUCAGGGAGUCUUAAAAUAAGAGGGCUUGGGAAUGUGGUGGAUGCAUGUGAGGCCAAGAAUGCACAGCUCAAUAAGAAAAUAGGCCUCCAUACUCUAGAUCUAAAUUUUCACAGAGAGAAUGAUAUGAGAAUGGGGAAUGAUGAUGAAUUAGUUCUGAAUGCUUUAGAGACACCUCCAGAGUUAGAGAAAUUAUCAAUUUUUUGGUAUGAGGGCACCACAAUUUCUUUUAAUUCGACAAUGCUCUUGACCAAAUUGAAAACGCUUUAUCUCAAAGGCUGCAUAAAGUUAGAGUCAUUGUCUUCUCUAUGGAAACUGACAUUCCUUGAAUUAUUAACGAUAACGAAUGCACAUAGCUUGAAAAAGGUCGGUGUUGAAUUUUUGGGAAUAGAAUCUGAAAACAAGAAAGACAACAAAAUAAAAAUAUUCCCAAAUUUGAGAUAUCUAUGCUUUAUGGAAUUGUACGAGUGGGAAGAAUGGACUGGAAAUGAAGGGACGAGAGAAGCAGGGGAAAACGAAGAAGACUGUUUUGAUAUAAUGCCAUGUCUUGAAGAGUUAAAAAUUCUAUGGUGCCCAAAGUUAAACUCAUUACCGAACUUCCUUGGUUCAACUGGAUUGAAGAAAUUGGAGAUCCAAGGCAAUCAAAUUCUCAGCAAAAGAGGACUGACCCAAGAUUUCCCAUAUCCCAGGAAUCAAGAUUAACUAAGUAUGUGCAAGGACACGGUUCGAAGGUUCUAGAGCUUAAAGUGCAAGUUAGACUUUCUGGACUAUGGGUCCACCAACUUUAUGGAGCUAUCCGGCGAGUUUAAAUUCUGUUAUUUCAGAGAAGUCGCCUGGACCAAUGCCGGACCAAGGGUCGAUCGACUUCUCCUUAGCACAUCUGGUGUAAUCGUGUGUAUUACGAAGAAGAGUAUGACAAAGAAUUGGAUGCUGGAAAAGUUCAUUCUCUACUUGAUUUAACGUAGCAAGUCUGAUCCAGUCACAGGAGAGUGAUGAAUACAAAGGCGUGCAGAUUUCUUGUCUUAGUGAUUGAAGAAUUUCAUGACAAGGAAGAGGGGGAGGAGGAGGAUGUUACUAGUUACCACUAGGUGUGGAGGGAUUCAGAUGAGAAAUGCUUGCUUUUCCUUUUACCAUUGGUAGUUUCCCAAUUUGGAAUGACAUUCAAAAAUGGAAACAACUGAAUUAGUCACCAAUAUGUGCAAGGAAAAAAGAAGAAGAAGGCAAUGAAGCCAUACUACUAUUAUUUGCUCUGGGCUGUUCAAUUCUGAUUCACCAAUAGGUUUAUCUCAAAACUAUGGUCCAUAUGCGUAAGCUCAGCUUGCUUAAGAGGGAAUGGUUAUGCAAAUGACUGAAAUUUUAUUUUAUGGCACCAUAAUUCGGAGAACAGGAGGUGUUGGUGGCACCUUUGAGACUGUUUACAGCAUUCAGGAUUCAGUAAUCUACUAAAAAGCUUCCCUGCCUUUAUCUAAACUUAUUGGAGAAGGGUAGUUUAUGCCUCCUUUGGAGAAGCUUCCAUUGCUCAAAUCAUUAACAAUAAAGUUCUUUUAUGGUUUGAAAAAGGUGGGUGUUGAAUUUCUCAGAAUAGAAUCCAAAAACAAGAAAGAUGACAUACUAUUCCCAAAUUUUAAAACUCUCUUGUUUGUCAAUUUGGGUGAGUGGGAAGAAUGGAUUGGGAUUGGAGAAAUGAAGGCAGCAGAGGAACACUGGCAUAGCAUUAUCAUGCCAUGUCUUCAAGUGUUGAGAAUCUCCAACUGCCCGAAGUUAAAGUCACUACCGGACUUCCUUUGUACAACUCCGUUGAAGGAUUUGGAGAUUGAUCGCAGUCCGAUUCUCAGCCAAAGUUGCCAAAGAGGGAUAGGAGAGGAUUGGCUUAAGAUUUCCCACAUCCCAAACAUCCAGAUUGAUUUUGAGCGUGUGUAAGGAUACGAUUCAUUGACAGCUCUCUUAGUAGCUCAAUGGCUUGGAUACUUGUUACAAGUAUGGAAGCUUAGGUGUGAGUUCUGUUGAGAGAAAGAGAGCGAAGGUUUUCUUCUGGGCAUGUAGGCGGAGGAUGACAAAGAAGAGUAUGGUGAAGAAGAGCAUCACGAAGCAGAGGUUCCUGAAUUUCAGCUAAAGGACACAGCUGAAAUUGUGUGUGCGUGCAUGCGUGUGAAUGAACAUCCUUCCUCAGCAAAGUUCAUUCUCGGCGUGAUUAAGUCACCAAUGGUUCAAUCUUAUGCACUCUAUUGUGUUUGGCUUGGCUCCAGGUGGUUCCAUCCAUUAAGGUUGGAGUCUGACAGCCUAAAUACGGACGGGUAGUUAUUUGAAAGGUGAACGAAGUGGUAGUGUUAGAGUGUAAAUAAUCUCCAAUCAGCUAGUGGUGAAUGCAUGUUUAAUUGGGUUCAUAUACCUUGUCGAUUCUCCUUAACGGUUCAUGCUUAAUUGGGUUCGAGAAGGGUCUUAGCUAUCUGAGAUUAAGGGAUUAAGCUUGGGAAGGAGAAGGACCAAUUACAUGGCGUAAUAAAAUGCCCAAAGGAGUAGUUUUUUUCUCUGGACUACAUAGCAAACUACGCUUCUUGUUUACUAAGGAAUUAAGCAUCUUCUGGUUGACAUAUGAUCUUGCCUGAGAAAGACAAAUAAUAUAUUCCACAUGGAAUAUAAUGCCAAAACUCAACUAGUAGUCUACUUAGGUUAAGUGGUAAACCAAAGUCUUUUUUUUUUUUUUUUUUUGCUGAAUGAAAAAUGUGCAGGGGGCGACCAACGUGCUAAACCACGGUCUUACCCAAAUGAUCUUCUUAUUCACAUAUAUGACCUUGAUAAAAUUAGUUGUCUAUUGCCUACUGGUUAGGUAUGCUGUGCUUUUCUAGACUACGCGGCAAGGCACGGUUCUACCCAAUUUAUUCUUUAACAAUUUGUUCUAGCAUUUGACAUGUCUGCAGGUAUUUAUAUAACAUUUUUGUUAGAGAUACCAACAUUAAUAACAUAUUCGAACCAUGAUAGAAAUAAUAUCAUCCUUACCUUAUAAGCCUCA
Quercus robur (English oak) is the source of this 5314-nucleotide messenger RNA. Its product is annotated as putative disease resistance protein RGA3. The record is from RefSeq and is a predicted model, not a curated record. Gene Ontology annotation, molecular function: ADP binding. Gene Ontology annotation, biological process: defense response to other organism. The coding region runs from base 136 to 3006 and encodes 956 amino acids. The transcript is spliced from 9 exons. Lineage: Eukaryota; Viridiplantae; Streptophyta; Magnoliopsida; Fagales; Fagaceae.